Clarias gariepinus (North African catfish) is the source of this 1166-nucleotide messenger RNA. RefSeq names its product poly(A) binding protein interacting protein 2B (gene paip2b). The coding region runs from base 150 to 545 and encodes 131 amino acids. Gene Ontology annotation, biological process: negative regulation of translational initiation. Gene Ontology annotation, cellular component: cytoplasm. Gene Ontology annotation, molecular function: mRNA regulatory element binding translation repressor activity. Lineage: Eukaryota; Metazoa; Chordata; Actinopteri; Siluriformes; Clariidae. The transcript has 4 exons. The record is from RefSeq and is a predicted model, not a curated record.
ACAGACUAACGUUUCAAAUACAGCUCCAUAUGAAUGCUCUUGACGUAGCAUUGAAGGCUGGCCAGGUAACGGUGUUGCUGAAAACUGGAAAAUUAUAAUCUAGCACAGGAGUGAUUUUUGAAACUAUUCCAGAUAAAAGCGUCGGUAUAAUGCCUGAGCCUGCAGAUAUUAACAGUCCUGAGGUGGCGAAAACACCAGGAGGCAGCAGUGGCUCUGGGAAAGAAGACAGCAUGCUUAAUGGACACAAGGAAGGAGAAGCCAACCCAUUUGCGGAGUACAUGUGGAUGGAGAAUGAAGAGGAGUACAACAGGCAGGUAGAGGAGGAGCUUUUGGAACAGGAGUUUCUGGAGCGCUGUUUCCAAGAAAUGUUAGAAGAGGAGGAUCAAGAUUGGUUCAUUCCUGCACGGGACCUUCCUUCUGGAGUGGGACACAUUCAGCAGCAGUUCAGUGGGCUGUCAGUCAAUGACUCAAAUGCUGAAGACAUUGUACGCAAAAGCAGUUUGAACCCAGAGGCGAAGGAGUUUGUGCCAGGAGUGAAAUACUAGGGAUCUACUGGGCUCCCUCAGAGACUCUAAUGUGACUGCUGAUGGUCAGCAGUCACCCCCACCUCAUGCCUCAAUUAAAUUUGGUGUGUGUGUGGGGUUGGUGGGGUGGGAUCUUUUUUUGUUUUGUUUUUUGGAUGAUCUUCUAUAAACUUCUUAUUUUUAUUUGUCGCUAUGUGUACCCUGGGCAGGAUGAUUGGGUGGGCUGGGAAGUCGGAGUAAUACUCCUGAUGGACGACUUCAGUUUGUGACUAGCUUUCUAAGAAGCAGCUAUGUUAUUUCCACUAUUGUGAUAGUGACUACCAGUUUGUCCCUGGACACUGUUUAAAGUUUCUUCUAAUUCCUUUUUUUCUUUGUUCCUGUCUUCUUUUUUUUUUAAGGGAGGAAAUGUAUUAAUGGAGUUGGAGUGGAAAGGGGUGGGGUGAAGAAUAAUUGACAGAGCAAAAUAGAUCAUUGACAGGUGGACCAGUUCAAAGUGUUUGGAGCUGAUGGCAGCUGAUUUCCUCUAAGGGAUUUCUAAUGUGUUUAUUUUUCUUCUUCACUUGAAGUCCUUUCACUGUGCGACUUGCAUUUACAAAAAUGAAGAAAAAAACAUAAUGAAAUAAAAAAAAAUUGGCUUCCCUC